Molecule: messenger RNA, 5806 nt
Organism: Xiphophorus couchianus (Monterrey platyfish)
Lineage: Eukaryota; Metazoa; Chordata; Actinopteri; Cyprinodontiformes; Poeciliidae
Gene: zdhhc5b
Product: zinc finger DHHC-type palmitoyltransferase 5b
Exons: 12
Coding region: 1308-3494 (728 amino acids)
Biological process (GO): protein palmitoylation
Molecular function (GO): palmitoyltransferase activity
Source: RefSeq, a predicted model, not a curated record
ACCUGGGAAACGACAGGCCAGUUCCUGGAUUCCGAUGUCGGCCUAGAAAACGGCUAAGUAGUUUGCUGGUGGCUAACUCAAGGAGGACUAAAACGACCCACACACACCACAGGGAAGACAACUCUACACGUCGACAUUAGGGUACCUCCAGCAGUUAAUUCACAGCACCAGGGCAUGAAGAAGGACCUGGAACCAAUGAAAAGAAGAGGGCUGGCAUGUGUCCAUCUACAUGAUGCCCAAGCCGUGUGUGACUUUCCUUAAGGGAUGCAGAAUGAGAGAGGAGAGCGUUCUGCAGAGAAGCUGGAGGUGGGAAAGGUUCCUGCUACACCCAUCCCAAAGCAAGCACAGUGGCACCUUGCUGAGCACCAUUGGGCUUCUUUAUGGAAUGAGUUGAUUCUGUCAUUGUAUCAGCAGACCAAGUGAAAACUGAAACAGACUCUUCUUGGAUGAUAUUUUUUUACCUUUUUAAAAGCCUUUAAACACAAGGACAUUAACUGGUUAACACUUUUUUGACAACUUAAAAAAAACCCAUCUGGACUUUUGUUUUGAAGCUUCCCACACCUGGCUUAAAAUUAAAUUUGUUUCAGCUGGUUCUUCCUCCUGACUGAGUUUGAAAUGCCAGAAGUGUCCCUCCUGCCACCAUCCUCAGUUUCUUCCACCCACCCAGUGCCUAAAUAAGCUCUCUUGGGAAGAAGUCAUCAGCAGCUGCUGUGUUCAAUCCUCUCUACUUGUUCUCCUCCACGUGCUUCUGCUCUCUGUCUGAUGGACUACCUCUUUCAUUUUGUUUUCUUUUUAUACUGUUAUCCUCUGAUAAUCAAAACUCAAGCACAGCGACACAAAUUUAACUAAACACUGCACCGGUUUCGGUUUUGUGCUUGAGUUUUUGCCCUAUUUUCAUAUAUGCACAGCAGUGUUUAUAUUGUUGCGUUAUUGCACCAAAUACAGAUACAUUAAGCCAUACUCAGUAAUAUUUAUGAAUUGCAUACAUAUAUUUUUGUAUUAUUUUGCUCUUGUAUAGAAAUUAAAUGUAUGCAUUCAAAUUAAUUAUCUACAAGAAGCUGUGCACAACCAAGUUUUGUGUGUUGCUGUUUUGAAAACGGUUUUAUAUCUCAGUCAGGAGACAUUGGAAGUGUGCACACGGAGAAUCCCUCAUGUUUCCACUCAAUUUCUGCUUUGCAUAGAUUUGUAGCCAUGGCCCUGCCUCUUAAACACCUACAUCAUCAUUUUGACCUGUAACCUCCCCUUUACAGUAGGUAGACAGUCGAUAUCUACCUCGCUCUCUUCUUCCUCCCCUUUCUCCGUCACUGAUGCCCAGUUUCAGUGGUGGGGUGGUUGGGGGAGGGGUAGGGGGCCCAGCUUCUGCUCCUCCCCGUCCGUUUCGCCCCAGCCGAUAUGUGCCGGUGUCUGCAGCCAUAACUUUCCUGGUUGGGUCCACGACUCUCUUCUUUUGUUUCACGUCCCCAUGUUUAUCGGAGGAAAUCUCCGGUAUAAUUCCCAUCUACAUUGCUGUAAUCUUCCUUUUCACACUUGCCAACUUUUGCAUGGCUACAUUCAUGGAUCCUGGAGUCUUCCCCAGAGCCGAGGAAGACGAGGACAAAGAGGACGAUUUCCGUGCUCCUCUCUAUAAGACGGUUGAGAUCCGAAGCAUCCAGGUGCGAAUGAAGUGGUGCUCAACCUGCCGCUUUUACCGCCCGCCGCGCUGCUCACACUGCUCUGUCUGUGACAACUGUGUGGAGGAUUUUGACCACCAUUGUCCCUGGGUGAACAACUGUAUUGGCCGAAGGAAUUAUCGCUAUUUCUUCCUGUUUUUACUGUCUUUAACCACCCACAUCAUGGACGUGUUUGGCUUCGGCUUGGUUUACAUCCUGCGGCACUCCCAGGAGCUCGACACGCCGCAUGCUGCUGUUACUAUGGCAGUGAUGUGUGUUGCUGGUCUGUUUUUUGUCCCAGUUGCUGGCCUGACUGGGUUCCACGUAGUGUUGGUGGCUCGUGGUAGGACCACUAAUGAACAGGUGACGGGGAAGUUCAGAGGAGGUGUUAACCCUUUCACCAAGGGUUGCUGGAGGAAUAUUUCACAUGUUCUCUGCAGCCCGCUGGCACCAAGGUACAUGGGCCGGUGGUGGAACCGUCAGACAGUGGAAGUACAACCACCGUUUCUUAGACCGUCUCUUACUGAGGCUCAGUUAGAAGCUAAGGUUCUGGACAACGGGAUCCAGAAUGACCGACACAGCAGCAGGUCUAAGAGCAGUCUGGAUCAGAUGGAGAGCCAGUCAGCUGACAUAGAGCCUCCGCCUCCUCCGAAGCCGGAUUUUCGUUACCCUGGUCUACCCCGUGCCGACACAGAAGCGAGCAGCUUGUUGUCAGAGGCUCCACCUACGCCGUCGAUGUACAAGUACCGACCAGCCUAUAGCAGCCCAGGGAAGAAUCACACUGGUGUCACACAUCCAAACAAGAUGACCCGCGGGGAGAGUCUUGACUCCCCUUCGCCCUCCAUCCUUCAGUCCAGUCGCCAGCCUAGCUACCGCUCGGAGCCCAGCAGCCUGGAUGGGGCCACAGUGGUGGGAAGAGGUGUAGGGGUGCGCAGAGGGGGAGGGGACAGGGGUGAGGGCCCUGGGGGCCCUGGCGGGAUGGCUGGUGUGGUGUCAGGGGGCGUGUCGGGUUACUCCCUGGCUGGGCGCUCCUACACCUCCUACCCAUCUUCGCUGGUUCUGUCCACGGGCGGCUCGCACUCGUCCAGCCUGCGCUCGGCUCAGACUGUUCAUAACCCGCUGGUCACUCUCCAAUCGGAGGGCACCACAGACACCAGCUACAAAAGCCUAGCCAAUCAGACGCCUCGGAAUGGCAGCUUGUCCUACGACAGCCUCCUGACGCCAUCCGAGAGCCCGGAGUUUGAGUCCGCCGCCCAUGAGCUGUCGCCACAGAAGCCUCACGUUCCCUUCCUGUCGACGACGGGAGGCGGGCGACCCGGGGUGGUGCCGCCCGGCGGCCCUCUGCAGGGCUACACGUCGCCCUUCCUCUCAGCUCAGAUCGCUCAGCAGAGGGAGGGGCAGCUGCUCCAGGGCUCUACCACUUUCUCCUCCCCCCAUAGGGCCUACCUGCGUGCUGUCAGCCCACCCCCGUCCUCCUCCCCCGGGGCUCCUGAAGCCCGCCACCUGCUCCAUCACAACCAGGACCUGACUUCCCGCAUCCCCCGCAACCCUUCCUCCUCGUCCUCUUCCCCCGGGGCUCGCUCACUAGACCCCCCUGUAUCCCCACCGCCCCGUGGCCUCUCCCUCACCAAGUCCCCGGUUCACAUAGGGGAGACGGGGUCUCAGCACAAGCCCCGUCCUGUGGGGGCGGGCGCUGUGCUGGGGGGUGGAGGAUUUGGAGGAGGGCAACAGGCUCCACAAUCCACCUCUCGCCCAGCCUUGGCCAAUCACACCACAUCCAAACCGGUGGGUGGGGUGAAGAAGGUAACCGGCGUUGGAGGGACCACGUACGAGAUAUCGGUUUGAGUGACGACAGUCCCGAGUGAUCUGUGACGAGGAUGGGGGAUAAAAAAAAAGUCACAUCUUGCACUUGCCUCUUAACCGUAGCUGGAGAUUAUUCAUGACUGAACGCCUCUGAGGAACGGUUCUUCUGCUGUGGACUCCAGGAAAUGGCUUGUCUGGUACUUGUUUUAUCUUUGUAAUGGCACGGGCCAAUCUUCUCCGCCUUUCAGGUUUGAACAAAGAGAAACCGGGGACGCUGAUUCAUCUCUCGCUGGAUCAGCUCUCUCCAUUUUUGCCACUUUGUGAGCCAUAGACUGAUGUGACUGUCAUUACGACUGGGUACAGAUAUGUCUAUCAAACACGCAUACCUAUUCCAUGAUCUGUUAUGUUGCUUUGCUACCUUAAGACAAAGUAUUGACAAAAGUGUCCAACACAUUUUAAGGAAAGCUGACGUUAAAUUUUAAAAGGAAUUGACCAAAAGAAACAUCUGUACGGACCACACAUAGAUGGAUGAGUCCAAGCUAUAACAGUAUCAUUUAAGUUUUGUAUUUUUUUUUUUAACAUCAUUUUAUAUAAAUGUAAAAAAAAUCAGAUUAUUAUAGAGUGAAAAUGUCAGAUAUUGAAGAUAAUGGUGGCAGAUGUACUGUAUGUAAUUAAUCAUGAAAGCUAUGUCAGAUCAGUUGCCUGUUUCCUUUUUUGUGACUUCUUUAUAUUUGAUGGCUGCAUCAGCCACCUGCAAGCUCUUAUUGGAGUUUUUUUUUUUUUUGACAUCCAAAGAUGGAGAUGAUCCUUGCCGGACACCAGGUGUGGCAAAUAAUCAAAAUUAUUUUUUAAGAAAGCCACAAAGAAAUUUUCAUCCCCCCCAGUCGCAGCACAAGCAUCGUUGUGGAAUGUACGCUUGUAAUGUUUAUGCUAGAAGCAUUAUGCAAAAUCUGUCUGUAGCUUUAAGAUCGUCGUAUGUCUUUAUAGUGUUUUUGUUUUAUUUCAUUUUCCCUUUUCUGUAAAUUGUCAAUUAGUUUUGAAUGCUAGCGACCAUAUAUAUUUUUUUUACGGAUGUUUAGCCAAAUAGUGGGCAGAAAGGGAAGGGCUUAUUUAUUUCACCAGACAGAAUAAUCUGCACUAAUUAAAUCAGUUUCAGCAGAAUAGUCUGAACAUCUUUAUAUUAAAAUGUUUAUGCAAGAUGCCACUAACUGGAGCAAAGAGAGACUGACUUGCUUUUUUUUUGUUUGUUUUUUAUUUGAUUGAAUAUUCAUAGUGAUUAGGCAUGGGCUGGUCUGAGGUUCUAACAUUGUAACAUAAGGUACAGGUUUCACAGUUUUACUACUUCAAACAGAUAUAUACAAUUUGAUAUUAUUUGUUUUAUUUUAAACGGAAAAACAAUCAUUUUAAUUGUUUUGAUCUUAAUACACACCUAACUCACAAAUUAUUCAUACCACUGGCAGAUUUAAAUUGAAAAUUAUUUUUGUUUGACUUGAAACAUUUGUUUCUGAUAUGAAAUGAGACCGUCUAAUCUAAAAAAAAAUAUAUAUAUAUAUUAAUGAAAAAUAAGCAGUGUUUAUUCACAUCAUAAAAAUGGCAUGUCAAAAAUUACAAAAGUAUUUCUUAAACCAUACAAUUUUUAUUCAGCUUUUUGUAUGUUUUCAGUAGUAUUUUGGUGAUUAAUCUCCAGUAAUGUGCCUAAGUCAUUGAGGUUGGAAUUUUCCAAAAAAAUAUUAUUUACAUUCAACAGAAACAUGCUGCUAAAAUUAAUACACUUUAAGGUUUAAGGGUUUGAUUAAACUGCCUCUCAAUUAAGUAUUUGUCCUCUAGUAAAUUAGCAUUUUGUGUAGAAUAUAAUUAGUUUUUAACCUUUCUUCCCUUCAUAGAGUAACACUCAGUCUAACAAGCUAAUCUAAAUUAUUCAGGCUGUCUGCUCAGGUAGCUAGCCUGCAGUCAGCUGCUUCAAAGAUGCUCUGCUCUGAGCUCUGUAGUUUUUGGUUUCCUUAAAAGCAUGCAACAUUUCAUGUUUAAGAAUGUACAUGUCUCUAAACAGUGACAUGCAUUUUUCCUAGAAUUUGGGAAAUAUUGUAUAGCCAUCUUUCAGCCAGCUGACCAUCCUUCUAAUGCACAGCAAUAGAUGGAUGACUUGAUAAAAAUGAAAGAAUUUGACCAGUUUUAAGGCAGUAGCUGUUUAAGACAUUGGUUUACCUUCAUAAAGUCGACCAGCCCAUGCCUAAUGGUGACUCCAGUUUGAAAAGUGACUUUGAUCUCAUUGAUUGGCUCAUUAAUUUUUUUUUACUUUUGCCACGUUCAAGAAAAAAAAAAAAAUAGAUGAAGGGAGAUGUGUUUGUCGUUCU